Messenger RNA from Penicillium longicatenatum, 1728 nucleotides. RefSeq lists its product as uncharacterized. The transcript is spliced from 2 exons. The record is from RefSeq and is a predicted model, not a curated record. The annotation marks the transcript as partial. Lineage: Eukaryota; Fungi; Ascomycota; Eurotiomycetes; Eurotiales; Aspergillaceae.
CUUCCCAUCCUGCUGUGCUGCUUUUCUUUCGUUGCUUCCCGUCCCAUAGAUUCUCCGGCAUGCCCCUCAGCCUUAUCGUCGGUUCCCUGCAUUGAUUCCGUGUCGACCGGGAUUCUUCCUGACCUGUCCCUCCAUGAGCAGUCUGCCAACCAGUCCACACAGGCAAUCUACCUCGAUUGCCCUGAGCUGAUGACUCGCAAGGCCCAGGUAACCAUUGUGGCCUUGUCGACCCUGAUCAUCUAUGUUUCCCUCAAUAGUCUAGCCCGCACCAUCAGACCUGCCUCCUUCAUCUGGUACGCUGAGGACCGGGAGGAGGCGAGCUGGAUCGCAAGCUCGCGCUCCUGGUUCGACCGCAAGAGCUGUCGCUGGCUCAGUAUCUGCGGCGCAGCGCAUUUCCAAACAGCUCACGUCCCAUUCGGCCAUCGUGAGUCAGUCGAGCGGUCGGAGGUUAACGAUGCCGAGCCCUGGCGGUCUUUCUGGCUCGGCGGGGCUAAUCAAUCAGAGUGGGAUGCCGAGGAGCGGGCUAAGCGGGAGAUCCCCGACUAUGUUUUUGAUUACGCCCCACUUGUUCACCUUUAUUCCGGGGAGCAGUUUUGGCCCGGUGAUAUAGCAGAACAUCUGUACCACACCACGCCCAUGCUCAAUUACACUCCCAUUCAGGCCCAAUGGGAUCAUCCCACUCUGGAGGACUUGGAUCAGCUCAACCAGUGGACGCCCCGUCAUGUCUAUUUGACCAGCAAUGAUAAUGUGCAGUCUCGUCCAGCUUGGCUGGAAGGCGACAAGAAUAUCCCUAAGUCCGCACAAGGCGGGACGGAACAGUCGUGGGCCGAUUGGGAUGGUCGGGUCGAUGGCAAGAUUCCGGGUGACAUGACGGAAGAUCAGGCCAAUUGGUUUGACCUAGGUCAAGUUGAGCGCGACGAGAAUCCCCAAGAGUCGAUGCAGCGCGUAUCAUCAGAAGCACAAAAAUACCUUCAUAACGAGCUACGAAAACGAUAUGGUGGUAAGAUGGUCGAAGAACCUCUCCCUAACGAAGUUGGAGGCCGUAGCGAUGCUCCCGCGAUCUUGGUUGUGUUGGAUAAAGGUCAUGGGGUCGUGGACGCCUUCUGGUUCUUCUUCUACAGUUUCAACUUGGGCAAUUCGGUUGUCAACGUGCGAUUCGGUAACCAUGUCGGUGAUUGGGAGCACUGUCUCGUGCGAUUCCACCAUGGCCAGCCCAAGGCCUUGUUUUUCAGCGCCCACACGGCGGGCGAGGCUUAUAGAUAUGAAGCAGUGGAGAAGAUCGGGCAACGACCCGUCAUCUAUUCCGCCGAGGGAAGCCAUGCAAUGUACGCCACACCAGACGUACACCCAUACAUUCUUCCAUGGGGUCUACUCCACGACGUCACGGACCGAGGUCCACUUUGGGACCCCUUACUCAACUCGCAUGCAUAUACAUAUGACUAUGCCAACGAUACACUACGCGCAUCUACUGCUACCCCCACAUCCCCUACAGAAUGGUUCAACUUCAGAGGCCACUGGGGGGACAAAUUUUACCCACUUGGAGAUACUCGCCAGUACCGAUUCGCCGGACAAUAUCACUAUGUGAACGGCCCGCUUGGACCUCGGUUCAAGCAUCUCAAUCGGCGCAAGGUAUGCCAGGGCCCAGAUAAGGCAACCUGCGUCAUCAAAGAUUGGAUUGGUGAACCGGGCCGAAUUCCACGAUGGGGCUCCUCUGGACCUGGAGAGUAA